Messenger RNA from Manihot esculenta (cassava), 2739 nucleotides. RefSeq names its product graves disease carrier protein. The coding region runs from base 307 to 1104 and encodes 265 amino acids. Lineage: Eukaryota; Viridiplantae; Streptophyta; Magnoliopsida; Malpighiales; Euphorbiaceae. The transcript is spliced from 7 exons. The record is from RefSeq and is a predicted model, not a curated record. Gene Ontology annotation, biological process: transmembrane transport.
UGGACUUUGGUUUAGUUGUCAAGGGUAGGUUGGAUUAAAACGACGCAGUCUCUGUGCCCUGUUGCUUCUUCUUCUUCUUUUUGUCACUUUUGCUUGCGCCAUAAGCGGAGGUCACCCCGGAAGCUAGAACUCAAAAGUGAAUAAUCUCUUUAAAGAGAACAAUUAUUCGAAGAAAUUUUUCGUGGGUUUCUGUUAGUUCAUAAAUUGGUGAACCAAAUUCUUCUUUUAUUUUCUUUGAAUAUAAGAGGGUUUUACGUUUAAAUUUUGAAAGAGGAAACGCAGAGAUAAAGAGAGAGAGAGGGAGAGAUGCAGACAGAGGCGAGAGUUGGAGUGGUGGUAGAGGGAGGGACAAGAACUCUCAAUUCGCAGAAGAAACAGCAAAAGCCAGUGCAACAGCAGCAAUCCCAAAUCGGAACAGUUUCGCAGCUCAUGGCCGGUGGCAUGGCGGGUGCUCUUAGCAAGACUUGCACUGCACCUCUUGCUCGCCUUACCAUACUCUUUCAGGUGCAAGGUAUGCACUCUGAUGUUGCAACAUUGAGAAAGGCUAGCAUAUGGCAUGAGGCCUCUCGAAUAUUUAGGGAGGAAGGAGUUAGAGCUUUCUGGAAGGGGAAUCUUGUCACAAUUGCUCAUCGGUUGCCUUACUCAUCUGUCAACUUUUAUUCAUACGAGCACUAUAAAAAGUUGCUACAUAUGAUACCGGGACUAGAAAACCACAGGAAAAAUGUGGGUGGAGAUGUCCUCGUUCAUUUUAUAGGCGGUGGUAUGGCUGGAAUAACAGCAGCAUCUGUUACAUAUCCGUUGGAUCUUGUAAGAACCCGCCUUGCAGCUCAGACAAAUGUAAUCUAUUACAGAGGUAUAUUGCAUGCAUUACAAACAAUUAGCAGAGAGGAGGGUGUUUUGGGACUCUACAAGGGACUUGGAGCAACACUUUUGGGUGUCGGACCCAGUAUAGCUAUCAGCUUUUCAGUGUAUGAGACUUUAAGAUCUUUUUGGCAAUCGCACAGGCCUCAUGAUCCUACUGUUGCAGUGAGUUUGGCUUGUGGCAGUCUAUCGGGAAUUGCAUCCUCAACAGAGAAGCAGGGUGUGGUGCAGGCUCUGCAUUAAGCAUCUAACCAGACUGACCCCUAGAGCCAGAGACCCGACAGGAGUUAUUUAUAUUUUGCAUUUUAUAAUUUUAGUAAGGAAGUCGAGGAAAAAAUUUACUGUUUCAUUGCUUUUCAUCUAACUUCUUUUUCUAUUUAAGAAUCUCAACUGCAUUAACUUCUCUUCUCCGACAUUUCAUGUGGAACUUGUCUUCCCAAGCAUUGCAGUUGAUUCUAUAAUAGAUGGCAUUACUAUCAGGUGAAAUAGUACUGCUCUCUCGGAAAUCAAAUGUGAGAGCUGUCCUCUUUGAGGUAUGCAUCUCAAUUAGAUUUCCUUGGCAAUUGCAUUAAAUUGGGAUAUAUAAAUCCUUCAAGCCUUGUGAUGCAGUUGUCAAGGUUCAGCCCACUGGUUUUGAUAGAAAAGGUUAAAUCCAUAGUUUUUUGUACAAAGUAUUUUUUGUUCCUAAUUUUAAUGAAAUUCGGGGUAAGUACAAAGAAGUACCUUGAGGUUUUCAUGCAAACCUGUGAUUCAAUUCAUGACGAAGUGAAACCCUGAACUUUUCUGUGUUAGCACUUUAAGGACAAUGUUUUGUGUCAUUAAUUUUGCUAAUGUGGCAGUGUAGAAUAAAUAAUAUAAUAUAUUUCCUUUCCAAAAAAAUUGUUACUUCAUUUUUUUUUUAUUUUCAGUUUUUUAUGAGAUCUAAAUUUUUUUAAAAAAUAUCAUUUUAAUAAACUUACAGAGUCUCAUUAGUGAAAUUAACGGUGUUGGAGCAUUUAUCUUUAAAGUGCUAACAAAGUAAAGCUUAAGAUAUCAUUUUGUGAAAAAUUUGAACCACAAGUCCCUAAAAUCUAAGUCUGAAAUAUUAGGGUACUCUUUUGUACUUUCCCUUAUGUUUAUUGCUCGUGUUCAAAAGUAUCGACCCUAGCGAUAAUCAGAACUGUACUGGAAGCAGCUACAAGUCCAAAUUCUCAUGGUGAGCUAGAACUCGGUAUGUUCAGUUUGUUUGAGAUUAACAUAACUUGCAUUUAUAAUAGCUGCAUUGGUGCAUUUUCUGUUUGCAUGCAAGUGCAAGGUAGCCUACUCCUGCCAGUAUUUCAUAUAUGCUGAUGGCUUAGAAUUCUUAAUACCAGAUGUGGAGUUCUUUUUUGUAAUUCAUUUGCUUUUGAGAUUAUUAUUCCAAGUGACCGACUUUUCCCAGUGCGCACUAUAUAUGCAUACAUGUAUAUGAACGGUUGAGACCUGUUUAGCUUCCGUUGUCUUCAUAAAUCUAAUCCAGUUAAAAGGAGUUGCAUGUUCAAGAAUAAUGAUGCAUUCUGUUUAACAUGCAGCAACAUUUCCUCUUGAUCUUGUGAGACGACGGAAGCAAUUGGAAGGGGCAGGUGGCCGGGCCCGUGUUUACACGACAGGUCUUUUUGGUACAUUCAAACAUAUAAUCCAGACCGAGGGCUUUUGGGGUCUAUAUAGAGGCAUUAUGCCCGAAUACUACAAAGUCGUUCCUGGUGUUGGCAUUUGUUUUAUGACCUAUGAGACUCUGAAAUUGCUUUUAGCAGAUGUUACUGCCAAAUUGUAGUUGCUGUGAGCAUAUCUCUGAGGUUGAUAUGCAAUGAAACAAUCAACGCACGGUUAUAUGCAAUAGCAAUUUCGGUUGUACUCCAA